UUUACACCAACGGUCUGCGAGUAAGACUGAAGUAUCAUAAAACACUGCACUCGACGACCGCCAACUCGGAACUACAAACUUACUACAUCUUUCAACGGCUGCACCCCACUACUUCCCCGCGCUGACUGAUGGGUGACAUCUAAACACGCAAUCAACAAUCACAGCCAUGACACGGAUUAAUCAUGGAUCCACGCCAAUUAGAUAUUGAUGAAGUGCAUUCAAUAUUUCCAAGUAACAGAAAUACGAACACAUCCGAAAUAGGUUAUAUCUACAAAUAAUAAAAGUAUGACGAAUGAAUAUUACACAGAUAUAAACGCGCAUUUCCGAUUGGGAACGAAUCAAACCAAAUGUAGUUGUUCGAUUAGUGUAUUUUGAAUAAUUGGCACGAAUUCCAUUUAUAUAUAACUUCGCGUCUGAUUGGAGCUUAUUACCGGUGAUCACAUACAAACUUUGGCAAUAAGUACUAGUGAAAAUGUACAAAAGCGAUGUUCAUUUUCUCGCGCCCCGAAUUGCACAACCUCGGCCCUUAGUCGCGCACGUCCAUUUGUCACCGUGUCUCGGUUAUAGUUAUCGAACUCAAGACGUAAAUCUAUCAACAUGCCGCCAGUUAAAGUGCCUAACUAUAAUAAAUGGAACAGACCACCUACCGCAAUAUACGAAGAUAACUAUGGCUACGGGAUCAAUUUUUAUCAGCCAAUGAUCGACUACAUUAGUGCUAAAGAUCAGGGUGUCGCAACGAAGCCCCCCCACUUACCGUGGAACAACGAACGAGGAUUAGACAAAUACAGGUUUGACAAGCCCAUACAAACAUACUCUCCACACGACGUGUCGCGCAUUUCCCACGAAAUCGCUGAGCAAGCGAAGAAAGAUCUUAACACCUUUAACGUAGCCAAACGGUCACCUUUUUCCGUAGUUGCUACUGCAGCUGCAGCUAAUGUGACGAAACACGUUGGUGCAGAGAGUGUUACAACUAAGGUAGCAAAAAAGAAAGCAGACCGUGAAAAGUACAGGAUGGAGAGGCAAAAGAAGAGAAUGGCCGAAAUAGAGAAAGAGUUAGAUUUAUAUGAGAAAGAAGUCAACGUUGGCGCGGAGCUGAGAGGAAAAGCUAAAAUGUAUAGAGGUAAAUCAGCUAAAGCUAUUGCACAAACUCUUUUAGAAGAAAGUAGACGAAAUGUUGAAGAAGACCGCAACAGGAAGGUUUUUUCUGACGACAGAAAACUGAACAGGAUUGAAUUCCGCGGUAAGAGGAACGUGAUUGAUAAAAAUCUAUCGCAAAUCACGCAAAAUGUGGCCUCGCAAGUAAUGGCGCAGUCAAAGAUUUCAAGUGCAGCGGCGAAUAAACUAUCAGAUUCCAUGACUGAAACUAUACAUAGAGCAAUUCGGGAAACAUCGCCAACUACGUGCGUUGUGAGAAUUCAAACAGAAAUUCCGAUUAUAGACGAUUCAUAUGUGCAGAAAAUUAGCGAACUGAAACAAACGAUAAAGCAAUUCGAUGAAUUGAGUACUUGCUUGUUAAUAGAUUCGAGGUGA
Molecule: messenger RNA, 1530 nt
Organism: Trichoplusia ni (cabbage looper)
Lineage: Eukaryota; Metazoa; Arthropoda; Insecta; Lepidoptera; Noctuidae
Product: paramyosin, short form-like
Exons: 1
Coding region: 598-1530 (310 amino acids)
Source: RefSeq, a predicted model, not a curated record